Oryctolagus cuniculus (rabbit) is the source of this 914-nucleotide messenger RNA. RefSeq names its product apolipoprotein D (gene APOD). Gene Ontology annotation, molecular function: cholesterol binding. Lineage: Eukaryota; Metazoa; Chordata; Mammalia; Lagomorpha; Leporidae. Gene Ontology annotation, biological process: response to reactive oxygen species; brain development; lipid transport. The record is from RefSeq and is marked provisional. Gene Ontology annotation, cellular component: cytoplasm.
AUCUCACGUCGGAUGAAUUCGUGGACAUCACUCUCUUCUUGGUGAAAAAAAAAAGCUCCAGGUUCCGGUGCAGCCGCCGGCCCCCAGAUGGCGCCCACGCUGCUGCUGCUGCUCCCGGCGCUGGCCGGCCUGAUCUCCGUGGCGCAGGGGCAGGCGUUCCACCUGGGCAGGUGCCCCACCCCUCCCGUGCAGGAGAACUUUGACGUGCACAAGUAUCUCGGACGAUGGUACGAAAUUGAGAAGAUCCCGGUGAGCUUUGAGAAAGGAAACUGCAUCCAGGCCAACUACUCACUAAUGGAGAACGGAAACAUCAAAGUGCUGAAUCAGGAGUUGAGACCUGAUGGAACUGUGAAUCAAAUUGAAGGCCAAGCCACCCAGAGCAACCUCACGGAGCCCGCCAAGUUGGGAGUGAAGUUUUUCCAGUUGAUGCCAACGGCCCCGUACUGGGUCCUGGCCACCGACUAUGAGAACUACGCGCUCGUGUACUCCUGUACCACAAUCAUCUGGCUUUUUCACAUGGAUCAUGUUUGGAUCUUGGGAAGAAACCGUUAUCUCCCUCCUGAAACAGUGACCUAUCUGAAGGAUAUCCUGACUGCCAAUAACAUCGACAUUGAGAAGAUGACUGUCACAGAUCAGGUGAACUGCCCCGAGUUCUAGUAAUGAGGCUCAAAGGGGAGGCUGCACCUGCUCCAUGUCACUUCUCCUGCUUCGCUUUCCCCUGCCCCACUCUACCCUUCCUAAGGACAGACCACCCGGCCAGACAAACAUGUGUGAAUACCAGAAGGGAGGCUUAACGGCAAUGGAGCCAAUGAAGGGCAGUUGAAGGAAACUUGCCCCCAACACUUAGCCGUGCCCCACUCUGCUGUCUUGCUGGCCUCCUAAUAAACGUGUUGCUGACCUGCUGUGCUCACAGU